Molecule: messenger RNA, 1202 nt
Organism: Galeopterus variegatus (Sunda flying lemur)
Lineage: Eukaryota; Metazoa; Chordata; Mammalia; Dermoptera; Cynocephalidae
Gene: ABCC2
Product: ATP-binding cassette, sub-family C (CFTR/MRP), member 2
Exons: 10
Biological process (GO): transmembrane transport
Cellular component (GO): apical plasma membrane
Molecular function (GO): ATP binding; ABC-type transporter activity
Source: RefSeq, a predicted model, not a curated record
UCUAUGACGGCAGUGAGGAAGAAGAUGAAGACUAUGGGCUGGCACCCAGUGUGGAGGAAAUCCCUGAGGAUGCAGUCUGCUUGGUCAUGAAAAGGGAGAACAGCCUUCAUGGAACACUUAGUCGCAGUGCCUGGACCAGUGACUCUAAAAUCUUCAACAGUACUGACUAUCCAGCCUCUCAGAGGAAUAUGAGACUUGGGGUCUAUGGAGCUCUGGGGUUAGCACAAGGUAUAUGUAUGCUUGUCGCAAACCUCUGUAGUGCCUACAGUUUCACCCAUGCAUCAAACAUCUUGCACAAGCAACUACUGAACAAUAUCCUUCGAGCACCCAUGAGCUUUUUUGACACAACACCCAUAGGACGAAUUGUGAACAGGUUUGCUGGCGAUAUUUCCACGGUGGAUGACUCCCUCCCUGUGUCCUUGCGCAGCUGGGCUAUGUGUUUCCUGGGGAUAAUCAGCACCCUUGUCAUGAUCUGCAUGGUCACCCCUGUCUUCACCAUAGUCAUCAUUCCUCUUGGCAUUAUUUAUGUGGCUGUUCAGUUCCACAGACCCUAUAGUCAGGGUCUUGUGGCCUUGUGGCCUGGUGGCAUUCUGGUGUUUGUGUGCAGUUCCUCAGGUGAGGAAGUGAUCAAUGACGCCUCUCUCUCUCUGGUUCUGUUGCCCCACAGGUGGCUUGCAGUUCGUCUGGAGUUUAUUGGGAACCUGGUCAUCUUCCUUUCAUCCUUGAUGAUGGUUAUUUACAGAGAUACCCUAAGUGGGGACACUGUGGGCUUUGUUCUGUCCAAUGCACUCAAUAUCACACAAAUCCUCAAUAUGCUAGUGAGGAUGACGUCAGAAAUAGAGACCAACAUUGUGGCUGUUGAGCGAAUCAAUGAGUAUAUAAAAGUGGAAAACGAGGCACCCUGGGUGACUGAUAAGAGGCCUCCAGCAAGUUGGCCCAAUAAAGGUGAGAUCCGCUUUAGCAACUACCAAGUACGGUACCGGCCUGAGCUGGAUCUGGUACUGAAAGGGAUCACUUGUGACAUCAGGAGCGCAGAGAAGAUUGGUGUGGUGGGCAGGACAGGAGCUGGGAAAAUAAUGGUCCUAGACAAUGGAAAGAUUGUAGAGUAUGGCAGCCCUGAAGAAUUGCUGCAAAACCGUGGCCCCUUUUAUUUUAUGACCAAAGAAGCUGGCAUUGAGAAUGUGAACACCACAGCACUCUAG